AGAACUCGCGCCGACGCUCGAGCUGAUCCCGCCUCACCUGCCCGCCUUCCACCCUCUUGACAUCGAGGAGCUCAUGCGAGAGCGCUCAGACCAUCAGCUACUGCUCAUCACGUGCGCUGUGGAGGUGCAAGGCGGCGCUCGCAGCGGUCGUCUGGCUCGGCAUGCAACGGCCGAGCAGGCCGAGCCGCCGUGCCGCCACGAAGCUCAUCAGACCUCUGAGCCUCGCUCAGCUCUCGCUCGAGCAGCAGCCGGAGCAGAGAUGCUCUUAUGUUGGCGCGGCCUGCUGCCGCAGCACGAGACAAUCGACAUCGCCCGACCGACGCGUUCGCAGCGCUAGCCGGCGCAGGGGCGCAGCAGCAUGCAAGCAAGGCAGGCACGCCAGAUGCAGCCGCAGACGCAAACAAGCAUCACCUGUCGCUUUAAGCACUCCAGCCUACAACAUCUGCUUGCAGCAUGCUGCUUCUCACCCGAAGUCGCUGAUGUGACGCUGCUAGAGCGGCGCGUGACGAUAGUCGGUUCGCGUCGUGUUGCCUUUGCCCCCUGACGCUCCCGCGCCG
Tilletiopsis washingtonensis is the source of this 557-nucleotide messenger RNA. RefSeq lists its product as hypothetical. The record is from RefSeq and is a predicted model, not a curated record. The transcript has a single exon. Lineage: Eukaryota; Fungi; Basidiomycota; Exobasidiomycetes; Entylomatales. The coding region runs from base 162 to 485 and encodes 107 amino acids.